AUGGAUGAGAGUAAUAUUCCUAUAGACAUCAAUAUUGGAAAGCUGCAAGAUUGGUUAGUCAGUCGACGUCACGUAAACAAGGAGUGGCAGAAGAAUAUCAUUGGUGUUCGAGAGAAAAUAAAUAAUGCUAUUCAAGAUAUGCCAGCACAUGAAGACAUAGCUGCUUUAUUAUCAGGCAGCUAUAUUAAUUAUUUUCACUGUAUAAAAAUUAUAGAAAUACUCAAAGAGACUGAGGCAGAUACUAAAAAUUUGUUUGGUAGAUAUGGGUCACAAAGAAUGAAGGAUUGGCAGGAUGUGGUGAAGAGUUACGAGAAAGAUAAUUUGUAUUUAGCCGAAGCUGCACAGAUGUUAGUGAGAAAUAUAAAUUAUGAAAUUCCUGGGUUGAAAAAACAAAUUGCUAAAGAAGAACAAAUUCAAACUGAAUGUGACAAAAAACAUGCAGAUUACUUAAAAAAUGAGGCAUCUAGUAAAACAGAAUUUUUAAAUUCAUGCAAACAACUUGGCAUUAAAGGAGAUAAAAUUAAAAAGGAAUUAGUCGAAAGAUUACAGGAGUUACCAGAAAUAUAUGAUAAGAUAGGGAAAUCACUGAAGCCACUCAAACCGGCUAUAGAGCUGUACAGUGCUUUCGUUAAGUACAUUCUUGGAGAAGCAUCAGAAGUUCUCCCUUUACUCCAAUAUGUGGUUGAACAUGGCAACACUACUGUUUAUGAGUGGACAUAUGGAGAGCCACCGUUGAGUGUUGAACCAGAUCCUAUUCAUAUUGAAGUGGAAGACGAACAAGGGGCUGGAGAUCAGAUUGAUUUUGGAGAUAAUGAAAUAGAUUUUGGGGCAGAUGCGGCUGGUGAAAUAGACUUUGGUGACGGAGAUGGGGGCGGGGAGAUUGAUUGGGGUAAUAUUGACGCUGCUGGGGAUGAAAAUGUAGCAGUAGAUGUAGCGGCCAUAUCGUUAGAAGAGUCGGGCAUCGUGGUAGAGGAACAGGGCUUGGGCGGAGGGGUAGCGAGAGGGAAGGACGCACUCACACUCUUAGAUAAUACACUCACUAGGAACCAGUUCAUUGAUCAACUGGUCGAGCUAGAGUCUUUCCUCAAGAUGCGUCUCUACGAGACAAACGUGUCGUCAGACAGCCUCAGCUUCUCACUGUCAGAGCAGCUGCCGUCCGAGAGUGUGGCAGCAUUGGCCGCCAUGCAGGAAGCCGUGCAUGCUGCUGCAUCAGCUCUCACCAAGACGGAGAUCACUCAUCUGCAUAAUGUGAAACACUCGCCCAGAUACGUGGACGUGCUGACAGCACAGCUCCAACAGAAGCUGGCCCUGUGCGCCAAGCUGUCGGCGCGCGCGGCGCGCGAGACUGAGCGCCGCGCCGCCGCCGCCGCGCGCGCCGCCGCCGCGCGCCCGCAGCUGCAGCGGAUUGUGGACCGCACUAAGGAGCUGCAAGCUAAUAUUGAAAGUGAAAUUUCAAAGAAAUACAAAGGUCGACCCGUCAAUAUUAUUGGUGGAGUGAAAUUCUUA
This is a messenger RNA of Brenthis ino (lesser marbled fritillary), 1506 nucleotides long. The record is from the annotation of a GenBank genome assembly. NCBI's taxonomy places the organism in Eukaryota, Metazoa, Arthropoda, Insecta, Lepidoptera, Nymphalidae.